GAGUGCAGCAGGUGUUGAGUAGAGCUUCGUGUCGGACUCAGUGUCAGACUUCACUUGGUGCACGAGCGUUAAAGUUAACACAAGAACUUCUUCAACCUCAACAAUGAACCGUUUCCUUGCAUGCUUCCUUUUGGUGGUCGUUGCCGCACAAGCCGCAACUGUCCAAAAAAAGUCCAAGUCGCCUGAAGAUGUCCUGCAAUCAUAUUACAACAUGUACCAGGCUCUGAAGAAAGACGAAGGAUACCCCAACACUUUCAACCGCGCUAACCUCUUGGCUCAUCUCAAACAAUCGGACCCUGAAGCUUUUGCGUCUCUGACAUUGGAAUUCGCUAAGCGCACCGGGCGUUCCGACUCAGAGACCUUGGAGACUGUCUUCAGAGGCAUGGCUGAGGAACAAGGCUACACUGAAGACGAUCUUAAGUCCACUCUUAAGAAAAUGAUCGCUGCCGGCAAGUUCCCAGACCUCGAGGGACUGGCUCUGGAAUAAAUGCUCGCCAUUUAGCUUGAGUUCCAGUAAUUGAUAUUUUAUAUCCGAAAUUUCAAGAUUGACAUGACAUCGAUAAUUGUCAUGGAUUUUGCAUUCCGAAUCAAAAUACAAUAGCAAGCUUC
Molecule: messenger RNA, 609 nt
Organism: Hyalella azteca
Lineage: Eukaryota; Metazoa; Arthropoda; Malacostraca; Amphipoda; Hyalellidae
Exons: 3
Coding region: 104-487 (127 amino acids)
Source: RefSeq, a predicted model, not a curated record